Brienomyrus brachyistius is the source of this 3431-nucleotide messenger RNA. It is a transcript of the gene selenoi, whose product is annotated as selenoprotein I. The transcript has 10 exons. NCBI's taxonomy places the organism in Eukaryota, Metazoa, Chordata, Actinopteri, Osteoglossiformes, Mormyridae. Gene Ontology annotation, cellular component: endoplasmic reticulum membrane; Golgi apparatus. Gene Ontology annotation, molecular function: ethanolaminephosphotransferase activity. The record is from RefSeq and is a predicted model, not a curated record. Gene Ontology annotation, biological process: phosphatidylethanolamine biosynthetic process.
CGCAGCGCAGUCACCACGGCGUCUUGUCGGCAGGAGGCGGAGCGCUGCCCGAGAAGCCUGCUUCACUGGUAGCGCUUUCCUUUUUCGCUUUGCCGUUAGCGCAGCAAGUCGCCAUGGCGCUUUAUGAGUAUGUCACCCCGGAGCAGCUCACCGGCUUUGACAAGUAUAAGUACAGCGCCGUCGAUUCCAACCCCUUGUCAGUGUAUGUCAUGCACCCGUUCUGGAACUCUGUCGUAAAGAUUUUGCCCACAUGGCUUGCCCCAAAUCUCAUCACAUUCACCGGCUUCAUGUUCCUGGUGCUCAACUUCCUCAUGCUAGCUUUCUACGACUUUGACUUCGACGCCUCGGCCCAAGGUCACACGCACGUCCCGACCUGGGUGUGGGUGGCAGCUGGAGUCUUCAACUUCAUCGCUUACACUCUGGAUGGUGUGGAUGGGAAACAGGCCCGCAGGACCAGCUCCAGCACGCCACUGGGGGAGCUCUUUGACCACGGCCUGGACAGCUGGGCCUGCGUCUUCUUCGUGUCCACAGUGUACUCCAUCUUCGGGCGUGGUGAUACGGGCGUGGACGUGCUGACGCUGUACUACAUCCUGUGGUCCGUGCUGUUUUCUUUCAUCCUGUCCCACUGGGAGAAGUACAACACCGGCGUGUUGUUCCUGCCCUGGGGAUAUGACAUCAGCCAAGUGACCAUCUCCGUCGUGUACAUCAUCACUGCUGUGGUGGGUGUGGAGGCGUGGUACAAGCCCAUAAUUGGGAACUUUUACUACAGGGACCUCUUCACUGUGAUGAUCCUGGGCUGUGCGUUCAUAGUAACUCUUCCAAUGAGCCUUUACAACGUCUUCAAGUCCUACCGUGGCAGCUCCCUGAAGCACAGCUCGCUCUAUGAGGCCUUCCUGCCCUUCCUAUCCCCGGUGAUACUCUUUGUGCUCUCCACCCUCUGGGUCUGCCUCUCUCCCAAUGACAUCAUCCAGCAGCAGCCUCGCAUCUUCUACCUCAUGGUGGGCACGGCCUUCGCCAACGUCACUUGCAAGCUGAUUGUGUGCCAGAUGAGUAACACGCGCUGCCAGCCGCUCAGCUGGUUGCUGCUGCCCAUGGCGCUGCUGGUUCUACUGGUGGCGUUGGGCGUCCUGAAGCACAGCGAGGGCCUCGUGUUGCACAUCUGGACCGGGCUGGUGCUCCUGGCCCACAUCCACUACGGGGUGUCCGUGGUUCGUCAACUCAGCGCACACUUCCACAUCUUCCCCUUCUCGCUGAAAAAGCCCAGCACCGAUUGACUAGAGGAGGAGAAGAUGGGCCUGCAGGCUGUGGAGGUCUAGCAAGCCUAUCCAUCCCCGUGCUCCACAUCACCCAGAAGGGGGUGCCAUUUCCCCCAGGAGACACCCAGCCACUCAGCGACAUGCAGCCCAGUCCUCCCCUCCCCCUAGCAGCCCGGCUUGGGGUUGGUGGGGGGGGGUGGGUGAUCUUUUCAUUGUUUUCAGCAGUGAGGUUUGCUUGUUUCCUAAGGAAAUGUGCUUCAGCAUUGACGGCACACCAGAAGCGGCCUGGUGCCUUUUUUUACACACUCUCUCAUGAAUGUACUGUGCAAGGCCUCCUUUCGCUUUGGUUGGCGUGCAGUCCUCUCUAACUUAACACGACUCUGUCCGUCUCAGCACGAUUGGGCGCAUCAAACUGAGAAGACCAAGACUUGCUCAGUGUAAGAUCAGUCCAGUUCAUAGAAUUACGAGCUGUUCACAGCUCUGGGGUCGUGUGGCUCCGCUGUUUGUGACUCUCUAUGUUUUCCCAUCUUGCGGGUGGUGGUGUCAGCAUGGCCUCUUCCUCUCUUGCCUGGCUCUCUCUCUCUCUCUCUCUCUCUCUCUCUCUCUUUAGUUUGAGCUUGAAUGAAGAGUGUACCUCAAACCCAGUUCUGGAACGGCUAUACUCUGAAGGAACAAGCAUGUGUUUUAUUUUUUAAAUUUUUUACAAAAUGUAAGCACUAGUUUCUACUCGUAUACAUGUAUAGUUAUAUGGUUAUUAUUUGUUAUCGUUUUCUGGUCAGUGGAUGGUUGAGUGGUCGUAGUCGUUCAUUUGCGUGAUGCCAGCAUAUCAGUCCUAAAGUGACUCUUGAAAUUUUGUGUAUGUAUGUGUGUUAGGAAACUGAGCAAAGCUGAAUUUCAGAUUUGAUUUCUCCAAUUUUUUUUAAAUUGUAGCCUCUUUUUUGAGAACUGUUCAUAUGCCAUCUUGACGGUAGUCUGUAAGAAGUCUGGGUUGUGCCGGUUGCCCCCUGCAGUGGAUCUUGCCUGGUGUGCGAGUAAAGGCCAUGUCUGUGUUUACAUUACGUGUCACUGUCACCAGUACUCGCUACAGCUAUCGGUAACCGGUCACCUUCAGUCCCACAGAAGUGCUCUGGCUUUCCAAAUGAUGCACUCUGUGUGUCAGUCAUGUUCGUUGAAGUAUGGAUGGAAUGUAAUCAGAAGCAGCUGAUUGGUGUACGGUGUGUUUGUUCUGGGGAGCUCGGGUCAUCAUGCCAUGUACAGAUCGCCGUGUGCUACAUUAUUCUGUGCGCUUGGGUACUGGGCUUUGUUCUUUUCAUACAGUCAGCUUUUUCCUUGUCAUGACCUCACCCCAGACAGGUGUGUAUGCAAAUAAGUGGUAAAAUUAGUAUUUGAAAUAUUCACUCUAUAUAAAUUAAUGCUAUUAUAAUGUAUAUACAGGUUGAUGAAAUGGGGAUAGACCACCUUCCUGUAAAUAUCACAUACAAAGUUAAUCUUGCUGUUUGACUUUUAGCGCAGCUUCAGUUGGUGACCAUAUGUACGCGGAUACUUCAGUAAAAUUUGAACUGUGGCAGAUGGACCUUAUUUUGUGAAGAAGCCAUUUCCGUUUCCUGAAUUUGUCACUGGCUAAUGGCGCUGUAAUCACUUUUUGGCUACUCUGUGUGAAGAGUUAGAUAAGGAAUUCGCUGUAACUUCCUACCUCAGAGUAUUGUAGUACAGGACUGAGACUCUGUCUUCAUGACCUCAUCCAGUACAGGUUGAUCGGCUGACGUUUAAAAAAAAAAAAAUGGGUAGCAAGAGGGGACAUUAUUAUGGUCUGGCUUUUGUGAGUUUGUGUGUACAGAUGUGUAAUGCAGUGUCAGGUACGUCUGGCGCGUUUCAUGUGAUUUAUAUCUGUGUACUGCUGUUGACAAACACCUAAAUACAUUAUUGGCCUCUAAUGACUUAAUGCUGUGACAUUCAGUUUUCAACAGGAUAUUUGUAAAAAUGGCCAGUGUUUAAAGUAGAAGGCCAGACACUAUAUGUGUGUAUAUAUAUACACACACACACAUAUAUAUACACACAUAUAUAUAUAUACACACACGCAUUAGUUCUGUUUGCCUAGUAAAGUAAUAAGCUGUGCAUUGCUCUAGUAAUCCGACUGACAGCAUUCUUGUUUCAUUAAAAAGUCUUACCAUGUGA